Lachancea meyersii CBS 8951 is the source of this 4238-nucleotide messenger RNA. The record is from the annotation of a GenBank genome assembly. Lineage: Eukaryota; Fungi; Ascomycota; Saccharomycetes; Saccharomycetales; Saccharomycetaceae.
AUGCUGAUUAGCAGUGUAUCUGCUGUUUUUGCAGGUUGUUCGACACUGUGCCUCCAGGUCGCCCAAGCUAAAGACUAGGGUGCUGUUUUCGACAGCCUCAGCAUCUCGUCGGAACAGAACACCGAAAACCAGCCUCGGGGUUUGUGGGAUGCUACUGUUGGCUUCAAAAUUACAGACGCCAUGGACGCCCAACCAGGCGACACAUUCACUUUGAAUCUACCAAAUGUCUACACGGCCUAAGGUGCAAAUGGAGGCGAUUCUUUUGCAAUCUCAUCAAGCGGUUCUCAGCUUGCUACCUGCUCUGUGUUCUCAGGGCUUUCGUUGACUGCCGACUCAAGAGUCACAUGCACUGUCCCCAAGCAGGACAUUAACCAAAUGGCAUCUCUAAAAGACGUUACAGGGUCGAUAACUGUGCCUUUCAUUUUCAACGUCGGCGGCUCCGCCUUUCAAGCAGAUUUGGACGAUGCUCAAAAACUCGGCACGGGAACCCAAACUGUAAGGUGAAAUGAAUUGCCAGCUACUGUGUCGUUUGCCGCUGGGCCUACUUACACCCCCAGUUUGACCAAUGGUUAUAACGCUGCCACUGAUCCCAAUUCCUAUGUGCGUACCUCCAUGAACAAUCAAAUUCAGCCUUACUUCGUUGGCUCACAGUGUUCCAGUGGUUCUAUUGCCAGUGAGAAGAUCAAAAUCACCUACGCGGGAUUCUCUCGAGGUGACUCACAAACGGGUCAGCUAGUGUGUGCGGCGAUGUACAGGCAAUGAUUUCGAAUGGCUUAAUAGCUGGAUGAUGCCCCAGAAUGCCCAAUCUGGUUCUUCGUCUGUGUCAUAUACUUGCCAAGACAAUACAGUUAAAGUCGAUGCAACUAAUAUCCCAGCUGGCUACAGAGUUUUUGUUGUCGGGUACCAGAGACUAUCGAGUUCCGGCAAUCCUAUCACCUUGAUGAACCAAUACAAGGACACCGUGACUUGCUCAGACGGAUCGACCGAACAGACGAGUUUUAGCAUACGAACACAAUUGAAACUGGCGGCGGCGUCCGGGAGUUUCAGUCCAUUCAAGAUCUCUACUAGUACCUACUUGGGAGAGGCAACCACGAUAACCACCACCAUAGUAGAUGGUACAGACAACUAAAUUGUUCUCAAACCAACACCCAGAACAACAAUCACCCAAAGGUACGAUGGAGACGUUGUAACGACUCUAACAUUGAGCAACGAUUCGGACGCUACCUUCAUCACAGUUAAAGUCGAUCUUCCGACAAGAACGAAAACAACUACUGUCCCAUGGACAGGUACCGAGACAACUAGUCAUCUAGUGACAAGCGGUAGCACGUUUACUCAGGUAGUCGAAACGCUUGCUGCGCGUACUACUGUCACUCACAUUUGGACUUCCAGAUCUCAUUCGACUACAAUUGAUUCUUUCGACCCUUCCAGCGAUUUUCGUUGUUACUGCGGAAGUCUGGGAGCCCUCCAGCACCACAACAACCCAACGAACUUAUUACACGGGCACAGCCGCGUCUCUGACUACAUCGCCAUACUCCGAUUCCGAUGUCACGGUAAGCGUAAUCAAUUACGUGCCUUCCCCCGCUUCACAACUUUUGUACCAACGACCGAAACAACUGCAUUCAGCACUAGCGCUUUAACCAACCGCGCUGGAGAAACCACAGGUCUUGAAGUUUUCAAGAUUGCUCCAUUUAAGACCGUCACUACUCAAUACAUAUGGACAAACACGUACGUGUCGUCGAGUACCGAGCCCACACAAACGGCAGGAGCGUCGGUUGUGACAGUAGUCAACUACAUUCCUCGUUAUACGCAAAGCAAAAAGGGAGAUGUUCGCCCACCAACGGUGUAACGGGACUUGAGUGCUCUUCAGGGCUAUUUUGCAAUGGCGGUAAACUGACGUGUCAGCAGAUAAGCACAGUUACACAAAAGAGCUUUUAUCCAGGCACUACACCAUCCACGACUACCCUUCCUUACGUUUCUUCGGAUACCACUGUUGUAAUAUACUUACCUCCUGCUACGACAACUAGAACUACCACUUGGAAUCACGUUUAUACGACGACAGUAACAGAGUCGCAUGCAACUGACGCGUCUUUAGUUUACGUUGAUGUCGAGAUUCCAGUCACAACCCCAGUGCGUAGCACAUGGUCUCAAACCGAGCUCUUCACCACCACUGAACCAGUGGCAGAUGAUUCAACAGAAUACACGGUAGUCGUUUACGGGUCUUCUGUAUCCGAAACUACCUCAACGUCAUCCUACACUGGUAGAUCGUCAACGACCUACACCAUUUCCAAAAAUCCUACUCAGGUUACUGUCAUCGAAGUUGAACCCAUUCCAACAACCGCCGUCACAAGAGGCUGGACUUACAGCACAACGGGUACAACUGAAUUCAAUUGCGGCGACAUAGAGCAAGGAAACCCAACUCUCAACAUUUUCCACAAGAGAGGCGUCAACCCUUACACUCAGGCCUGCGAUCCAUUGAACACAGUCACUACUCAAAUCACAGAAGCUGUUCACGGACCUUUCGUCACCUCAACGGUUCAUUUCCCCUAUACGGUAUCUACGAUAAGUUCCUCCAUAAGCCUAUCUGAUGGAGCACUGACCGAGACCAUUGCACAAUUCGUUCCCAAUACUGUGUGUCAGCCAGUCGAUUCUGCGUGUGGCACUUUGACUACGUCUGACAAUGCUGUAUUCGCAGUUCAAACAGCUUGCUGCCAGUUGGGACUUAAAUUUGCCACGGAUUCAUCCUCCGUCGUAUGCGUCACAGCGUCUACUGCAACCACGUCUGUGACCAAGUACUGGACCCGGAAAACGACAUAUUUCACAGUAUACACUACCUUCAUCAACGGCCUGCCAUACGUGGAAACCGAGUAUGAUGUUCCUAUUACUACUACCACGUUGACAAGAACAGGACCGUAUAAGUCCACUGCGACCGUCUCCACGAUAUCAGGGAAUUCUGAGCGCGGUACUGCCACAGUCAUUGUCCAGGUAUCAAGCGCCACCCCGACGACGGUGACCACUACCAAUGGAUGUUCAAGUUCCAACUGCUCAUGUCAGCUCGACCAGGACCACACAUGGACCGGAUCGCGUAUCGGCACAUGCUCUACCGAUUUGAUCACCUUCACUGGCUCUGACGGUAUUGCAACGACUGAGACCAUCUACUAUGUUGAGACUCCAGUCGCUGAAAUCAGUUUGACUGCUACCACCGGCUGGACUGGAUCUGUUACUUGAACAUAUUCCACCAAAUUUACCCUUUUUACCGGCUCCGACGGUAUCCCAACCACUGGGACUAUCUAAUAUGUGGAGACUCCAGUGGCCACUAUUGAAUCGACUACUAUUACUGGGUGGACUGGAUCUGUCACAUCGACAUACUCAACAGACGUGUCUACCUUCACCGGCUCUGAUGGCAGUCGUACCACUGAAACUGUGUAUUUCGUGGAAACUCCAACUGACAACGUCCAGACUACAGCCCCCAGUGGACCGGUAGCUUCACGUCUAAUUACUCCACCGCGUUGGCUACUUUUGUUGAAUCCCAAGGCUUAACAAAGACUGGCACUGUAUACUACGUCAAAACGCCGAUUAACGAGAUUCAAUCUACGGCAUACGCCCAGUGGACCGGCAGCUUUACUUCUACUUUCUCCACCGCGUUGAACAUGUUGACCGGGUCUGAUGGUAUUUCUACGACCGAGACUGUUUUCUACGUCGAGACCCCAACUGUUGAUUCGACUUUGUAUACGAAAUGGACCGGCUUGUCUACAUCAACGUAUUCAACAGGGUUAAAGACUAUCACAUCCCUAGGUGGGUCGUCAACGACACAAACAGUUUAUUACGUCAAGACUCCAAUGGCGAGACUUUACUCGAAUAAUACUACGAUGAGUGGUGGUCUUGCGACUUCCUCUGGAAUGAGUUCUGCCGUGACUUCCAGUGAUAACGCUGGGUCAUCUUCUUCCGCCCAUAUUGACUUUAAUUCCCAUGUCACAGUUUCUCUUUCGUCCAGCUCAUCUCCUGCAGGGAACACGAACUCACAUCGUUCGGUUGAGCAAUCAUCUACACCUUCAUUGAUCUCUGCCACCUCUGUGACUCAAUCUAUUGUGACGGAACACACAAGCGCUAGUUCCUUCUCCGAAACUCUAAGCAGCAGAACGUCUGCGACAAGUUCGAAUGCCGUUAUUUCAACGCUCUCUAAAAGUACGAAUGAUGUGACAAGAACAACUCCUACCGCGCCUGGUACCUCUUCUGAAUGA